GACGGACUGCCGAAAUGCUGCUGUGUGCGGUGGCUUCGAAGAAGCUUUGGCAAGGUGUCGAGCUUUCGCCGAACUCGGGGCUGAUGUGGUCUAUGCUGAAGGUUUAUCGGACAGGGCUGAGAUGGCGACGCUGAACUCGGAGCUGUGGGUCCCGACGAUGCUGGCACAGGUGGAGAAGCCGGAUGUCGCUCUGAUCACUGUCCAGGAGGCUUCACAGCUCGGCUUUGCCAUGAGCCUGCUGGGCCUCACUGUGCUCAAUGUUGCAAUGUGCGCCAUGAAGCGGAGUCUCACAAAGCUGAAGGAUGGCCAGCACCCUGAGGAGCAUGACCGACUGACCUUCACAGAGCUCUACAGCGAGGUGGGCUUCGACGAGCACUAUGCAUGGGAAGAGCGGUUCCAAGCCGCAACCGACUUUCCACCGCCACAGAAAGCGAGACUGUGA
This is a messenger RNA of Symbiodinium pilosum, 442 nucleotides long. NCBI's taxonomy places the organism in Eukaryota, Dinophyceae, Suessiales, Symbiodiniaceae. The record is from the annotation of a GenBank genome assembly.